CCUAGUUUUCGGCUAAUUUGAAAUAUGUUUUUGGACAACCUUCUAUGCCGGAAGUUCAGGUCUAAUUGCCUCUGAAUAUGAUUUUCCCCCCUCCCUUUUGCUUUAGUUCUUUGUUGUAAGAAGAGUCAAUACUGUUGACGAGUUAGCUCAUGCCAUAGCUCUAUAAAUAGAUUUCUCACCAGAUAAACAGAUAAAGAGUCAUUUGACUAUCAAAUACCACAGAGGAAACCUUAUCUCCCCUGCCAUUUUAUCUGUAAUUUCUUUUCUCUCUACGGCGCUACUCCUUGAUAAUAUUUAGUUUAGGCACUUGGGCAAUCAUCAAUUCAUACAAUGUCUCCAUUUUUUAUUUUGGGUACGUAAAAAAAUCUUAUCCCAUCCAUAUCUCCACUUCAAGUUUCUUGCAGAAUUGCUUACUCCCUUGUUGACAUUUUGACACACUUUCCUAGAAAGUAAAUGCCAGCUUAAUUUAUCCAAUUUCUUUGCUUGGUUUCUCUUGCACAGGCUUAUCAGACAAGAAGAAAAAAAUGGGUGAGACGUGGCGAUUUGCAGUUCAUGUUUUGAAUGGGAGAUGGUUCUCAGUUUUUGCCUCCUUUAUAAUCAUGGCUGGAUCUGGUGCAACCUAUUUGUUUGGAACCUACUCUAAAGAUAUAAAAUCCACACUUGGCUAUGACCAAAAAACUCUGAAUCUUAUAGGUUUCUUCAAGGAUCUUGGAGCCAAUCUUGGGGUCAUUUCUGGUCUAAUUGCAGAAGUAACACCAACAUGGUUUGUUCUUCUCACAGGUUCUGCUAUGAACUUUGUUGGGUAUCUCAUGAUUUGGCUAGCUGUGACUGAAAAAAUCCCCAAGCCUAGGGUUUGGCAUAUGUGUCUCUAUAUUUGCAUAGGAGCCAAUUCUCAAAAUUUUGCCAAUACAGGAGCUCUUGUCACUUUUGUCCAGAAUUUCCCAGAAAAUAGAGGUGUUAUGUUGGGUCUUUUGAAGGGUUUUGUUGGGCUAAGUGGAGCAAUCUUUACCCAACUUUACUUGGCCAUCUAUGGAGAUGAUUCCAAGUUCCUCAUUCUUCUAGUUGCUUGGCUUCCUGCUGCUAUUUCUGUGAUUUUUGUUUACACAAUUAGAACAAUGAAGCGUGAAAGGCAACCUAAUGAGCUCAGAGUCUUUUACCAUUUCCUCUAUGUCUCAAUUGCUCUUGCUUUAUUUCUCAUGGCCAUGAGUGUACUUGAAAAAAUCAUUAGUUUCUCAAGAGGAGCCUAUGCUGCAAGUGCUACUGUGGUUUGUAUCAUCCUCUUUGUACCUCUCUUAAUUGCCAUUAAAGAAGAAUGGGUCCAAUGGAAUCUCAAGAAAGCGGAAGCAAUGAAGCCUCCAACUGAGCUAACCAUACAGAAGCCAGAAGAUGAAGAAUCAGUGAAGUAUAGUGUCUCAAAAGAGCAAAAAGAUCAAGAUCAAGAUCAAAGAUCUUGUUUCCUUACAAUAUUUGACAAGCCAGAGAGAGGUGAAGACUACACAAUCUUACAAGCACUUCUCAGCAUUGACAUGCUAAUUCUAUUUGCUGCAACACUUUGUGGGCUUGGUGCAAGCUUAACAGCAGUAGACAACUUGGGUCAAAUUGGUGAAUCACUAGGAUAUCCAACAAAGACAGUAAAUUCCUUUGUUUCCCUAGUGAGCAUAUGGAAUUAUUUUGGUAGAGUCUUCUCAGGAUUUGUCUCUGAAACAAUGCUAAUCAAGUACAAAACACCAAGGCCAUUGAUGAUGACUUUUGUCCUCCUCCUCUCCUGCAUGGGCCACCUUAUAAUUGCCUUCCCUUUCCCUAAUUCAGUCUACAUAGCCUCAGUGAUUAUGGGAUUUUCAUUUGGUGCACAGUUGCCUUUGCUUUUUGCAAUAAUCUCUGAGCUCUUUGGGCUGAAGUACUACUCCACAUUGUUCAACUGUGGGCAAUUGGCAAGUCCUCUUGGGUCAUAUAUACUGAAUGUGCAGAUCACUGGAAUGUUGUAUGAUAAUGAAGCAACAAAGCUGCUAAAAGCCAAGGGGCUUGAUAGAUCAGCAGUGAAGCAAUUGGUUUGCAUUGGAGUUGAAUGUUAUAGGAAACCAUUUAUAAUUUUGGCUUCUGCUGCUUUGUUUGGUGCUUUUGUUUCACUGAUUUUAGUUGUGAGGACAAGGAAAUUUUACAGUGGUGAUAUAUACAAGAAAUUCAGAGAAAGACAAUGACAUAUCUGAGAUUAAGACAGAACAGAGAUACAAAAAUUAAGGGGUGAUUACAAUAAGGAAUUAUGUUGAUUAGCAUAAUUGCAAUAGCAAUUAUUUUCACUUCAACAAUUGUAAACUUUAUUUUUAAAUAAUCUUAUUGAAGAAAAGUUUGCAAAGGAGUAGGAUAAUGUCUCAAGACUCUUUACUAGUUCCACUACAUUAAGGUUUUACCUUAAUAGAUGUAAUUUUGCACACGCUUGCAUUAUGCAAAUUCUUCUCUUAAUUUUUUUUUUCUAAAAUAUUUGG
Molecule: messenger RNA, 2483 nt
Organism: Manihot esculenta (cassava)
Lineage: Eukaryota; Viridiplantae; Streptophyta; Magnoliopsida; Malpighiales; Euphorbiaceae
Product: protein NUCLEAR FUSION DEFECTIVE 4
Exons: 2
Coding region: 525-2198 (557 amino acids)
Cellular component (GO): membrane
Source: RefSeq, a predicted model, not a curated record